UGUUAUAGCUUUUCCUCUGCAAGGUAAAAGUGUAACAAAAGAAAUGUUCUUGAGCACCAAUGUCUCCAGAAUCCGUGACCUGGAGUCUGACAUUGCAAACCAUGUCGCUAAGCAGCUUUCGACAGCCAACAAAUUGGAUUUUAGCCCCGAAUCAGUUGCUAUAGUACCGAGCAAUGCAGAUGGGGACAUCAUGAUUGCAUUUGUGGAAGGACGUGGCCUUAUUGACCCAGAAAGUAUCGAGGCUUUGAGACGUUUCCUGACUACUCCACUCACCGACACUGACGGCGGUACGCUGGAAAUACUUGGAAACGUUUCUGUGGUUGUGGUACCAGAUAAUGAGCAAACUGCAAAGGUUGUCGAACUGUCCGAUACAGUAAAAAGCAACACUGAAUACAGCUUCACACUGUCUGAAAUCCUGCCGAAGGAUAUGGUUGAGGCACCAGAAAACAUUGUUGUCGACUGCUCCGCGGUCAAACAAGUGCAGCUGAAGCAAGGAGAUGGUUCUUUUGGACCAGUUCUUAAGGGAACACUGACGUCUAAAAUCACGAUUAAACACGCCUUCAAAUUUACAACUCUCACACGCUGUCUGAUGUCCGACCCUGACAGUAAAACCCAAGACGAGGGCAACAUCUACAAGAUCGGAUUUAUUGCGCUUGGUGCAGCACUUGACUCUGGUGCUGUGGUGAAACUUUUCAAGAACACUGUGGUACUUCAAGAGGAUGCGCCUUGCACUGCCUUUCCCGAUGAUCUGUUCAGUAUAUCUUACCCUUUUGUGGAUGAAGUUAUAUCCGCAUUCGUCCAUUGGCACAAAGAGCAACUACAGAACAACGAGGAAUUGAUAGGUCACACCAACAUUGGACAUAAAGCUCAGACGAUUAUAAUCGGCGCCAUGAGGUCUGCCCUCGAGAGUGUUCGAUUGCGCCUGGUUGAUGUGUCAAUUACUCCUGAGAGCAAUCUUCAAAGUGAUAAAACUCUUAAAGCAAAACUGAUGUCCGGAAAUGGUAUUACCGAUGUUUCCUUAAAGGGAACGAGCCUGUUGAGCAAGUCGGAUUCUGUCAAGAUAUGUCCAGCGUCUGAAUUUAGUGGAACCUUCUCACUGGAAAUAUCGGGAAGCCAAAAAUUCUAUAUCAAUGUUACUGUCCUGCAAACAAACGACAAACCAGUGAAGCAGCCGCAGGACCUAGUGAACGGUGUCGAACCGAUGUCAUACCCGCAUACAUCCAUGGUCGCCAACACAUCUGCACCGGAUGUGCCCAUUUUCUCCAUCCAGAAAAUCGCUGACGUCUUGUUCUCUGAUCAUGACCCAGGCACAAAAUUAGGUUUAGCGGUGUUCGGAUAUGUAUCGUCGAACGAAAUCGGCGGAGUGUGGGAUUUUAGAAGAACCUCGACGUCAUCGUGGCAAACUCUACAAGCCGUGCCCAUAUCAACAACUGGGGCUGCUGAAGCAAAAGCAGUCUUACUGUCGGGACAGGAUUUGCUCCGAUUCACGCCCUCAGAAAAGAGUGUCGCCAUCACCUGGUCAGCUCGAAAUGCGCCUAAAGUUGUGUUAGCCGGAUGGGACAUGAGUGACAAAGAUAAAGUUGAUAACAUGGACGCAAACCACAUCAACAUUACACAAUGCGACAGGGUUGGAGGCUCCAGCAUGGCGAGUUUCUGUACUUUACCAAGUGAAAGUGCAUAUUCUAAAUCUAUUAUCGUCCUUCCGCUAACCAGACGUGGUUGCGAUGGCGUCCUGAAUUCCGAGAAGGUCAUGGGCGUCUGUGGUUGUGGUGUGCAUACAGGCUGCGAAGAUUGUCGAGGUGUUCCGAAGGGAGGUCAUAUUUUGGAUGUGUGUGGUCAGUGCAUUGAAAAAGCUAACGCUUUGUCAAAGAUCGAUUGCUCGAAUUCUGUUUGUGCGAAGGCCAAUAGCUUUUGUGCGAGAGUGACGGCAUUGCAAAAUUCCCUAGAUAGCGAGUGUGGUGCUGGCUUCAAGAUAAAUUCAUAUUUCAACCCUCAAUCUGCUAAGUGUUCGUCCAAGUGUAUCGCGGUUACCAAUGAUCCGAAAGUAACACAGGUGGACAAGUGUGGCGUCAUGUGUGGCGAUGACAACUGCCUGGACUGCGCAGGUACUCCGAAUGGGACCAAGGUUACCAACGCUUGUGGAGAAUGCAAAGAGAUUGGUGCCGCCCGCGAAGGUUGUGAAAGUAUUGGCAACAUCGAGCCCAAGGUCGUGUUCGCAAAGAGUCGAGCGGAUAUCACCUUCGAUGUAUCCGGACUUGCAGCCGACCCAGCAGCAGUAUGCCGGCUGACAAAUAAAACACCAUCUCAGAACGCUGUUCCGGUCGUGUUGAAACACGACAAUGUAAUGCAAGCCGGCGCCCUAACCCGCUUUAAGCUGGUUAUCAACGCAACCGGAAGUGUCGGAGAGUUCGCUGUGGAGUGCUCAACGCUCACCAGUGCGGACCAGGACCAGUACCUGACUGUGUACCCUCAUCCGCAGCUGACCUCCAUCAGCCCUGCUGUCCAGACAAUCACCGAUGUCGAUGAGGUUACAAUAACGGGCACGGGCUUUGUGAAUACUUCCGGAGUGGUUUGCCUUGUCCCAUGCUCCGAACUCAACGCUGGGUGCAAACACUAUAAAAGCGCGGAAGGAACAUACGUGAACAAAACAACGGUCACAUGUCCAGCAAAUUACCUCGUUGGAGAAAAUAGAAUGGGAAUGGCCUACCAUAUAAGUGUUAUGCUUGAAAACCCGGAUGCUUACAAUAUGCAAAGUUUGACCUCCAGCGUGGCAUUCACAGUGCGUAUGCCGGCUCCUAAAGUGGUCAACGCUACACUGGACAAGAAUGGUUGUUAUAAGACCCAAGUGGUGUUUGACGAACCAAUCUCGAAGGCCAACGAUACUCAGUGCAUGAACUAUUUCACUGCGGCAACAAUUUCAACACAUUUUAUGUCAGUCGGCAAGUGUUUGGCAAUUCAUCGGAUGCUGAUUAUUGAGACCAAUACAAACAUUGCUGCGGGAGGCGUGUUGGUGUUUAAACCGAACACAAUUACUCACGAAGCGGAACGCAACACGGCAAACGUCAAUUACGUCACCGGGCAGGUCACCGUCGUUGCACAUCCAGACGAGGUAAAACCUGUUGUCCACAUAAGCAAGCGUGUGCCUCGUGUCGUGGGGUGCACGCAAAUAAACAUCGGUGUGACUGUUGAACACGUGGGCUGUCAUAAACCAGCUAUCACGUGGACAAUCACAGCAGGUAGGAUUUGA
Molecule: messenger RNA, 3247 nt
Organism: Dreissena polymorpha
Lineage: Eukaryota; Metazoa; Mollusca; Bivalvia; Myida; Dreissenidae
Exons: 20
Coding region: 44-3247 (1067 amino acids)
Source: RefSeq, a predicted model, not a curated record